Lachnellula hyalina is the source of this 1902-nucleotide messenger RNA. RefSeq lists its product as uncharacterized. NCBI's taxonomy places the organism in Eukaryota, Fungi, Ascomycota, Leotiomycetes, Helotiales, Lachnaceae. The transcript has 2 exons. The record is from RefSeq and is a predicted model, not a curated record. The annotation marks the transcript as partial.
GCGACCGCGUCGUUGGACUUCUGCUCUUCAAGGGGAACAAACAAGAGCCCGGGCAUGGAGUCGCAGUUCACGCCAUCUCGAGAAGAAUUAUAUCAUGUUCAGAUGGACGUCAAGCAUGUCCAAGCUGUACAGAUCAAUCACGCAGACCGGCUUUUGAGAUUGGAGAAACGUCAGGCGGAUGAUGCUGCCCUCAAAUCCGUCUGGGGCACUGGAUCCCCAUUUCCUGGUAUAUUGAGCGGCACUCCUCAGCAAGGACCGAUUCAGAAUCCAUCCACAGACGUCUUCGAUGACUUUGAUGAUGAACAGGGACAAAAUAUACUAGGGAGUCUACAGCUAGAAGCAGAUGAAGAGCCCGUCAGACGUGGAGCAUCACGGGCCAACAGUGUUCGAUUUGACAUCAGCGCAAUACAAGGCUCAAAUUGGGCUCAGAGUUCUAGUAAUUCUGGAGAAUUCGGCCCUGUACGUCCUAGCAGUGGCUUUGGUAGCCAUCCUAUGAUGGAGCGUUCACUCUCACACAAGUCAGAUGGAAGACAUAGUUCGGCUGGUCACUCUGUGCAUUCGAUGCAUUCUGUCCCGUCUGGAAGAACGAGCAGUCUUGGACUAGAUACCAAUUUUAUUAUAGGCGACCAAGAUGAUGAUUCUCUCGAUAUCCCUGAUCCGCCGCCAGGAUUAUUCGUUCUCGGAUCAGUACCUUCGAUCAUUCGCUGUUGGCUGACGACGAAUUUCUCACAUAGUGCACUUCUCUACGCUGAUAUCUGUUCCGGCUCUCAGAGGUCGGUCCUUGACUUCAGUUUGGUGAAGGAGCUCGCGUUGCUAGAUCAGAUUCAAAAAGAUUCAACUGGUCGUCAUACGAUCAGACUCCCAAUAUAUCUGCCCGAGGCUAUUAUAACUCAUCCAUCCUCGAGAUCCAACAGCCCCGCGCCUCAACUUCCCACUCUUACAGUUGAUUUUGAGAUCGUGGGCCUUGCGCAGCGCAACAAUUCCGAUCGCAAGAAGUCUAUUCGAGUCUUCGUUGGCAGCGACACUCUUCGUUCACACAAUGCAGAUAUCUUGUUCUCGCAGAAUCUCAUGACCUUGUAUGGCGAUGAUAGAAAUAAGCUCUCGAUUCCAUUUGUUAGACCAGAAGACGAGGUAACCUUCAAGAAUCUUUGCACGGCCAAUAUACCCCCGGAGAAGAACGAAUUGAAAGCAACUGCAGCCUCGUUCACUCCAACUGAGUCGAAGCCCAAGGUUGAAGUUGCACACGAUACACUUUCUUCGGCGCUUUUAAACAAGAUCCAACCCUUAAACCCUUCUCAACAGGAUCCAUUGUCCGCCUCGACCGUCGAGCCGCGAUCCCCUUUCACUCCCAUCUCUGCAUCAGAAAGCAGUGCCCCGGACCAGGCCCCUAACGUAAAAUUCGAGAAUUCCGCUCCUCCCAGCAACCUCUCCGACUCGGAGAAAUCACAUCGAACAGAAAGUGCAGCAACAGAACCAGAACCACGAGGUUCCUCAGAUUCCAAUCGCCGAGAGUCAGCCCCUGGCAUCUGGGGAUCUUGGCGCCAAGGCUCAAUCAACGGUACCGACAACUCCAAAGACAAUGAGACAACAAGCGGCUACCAGCGCGCCACCCGCGGAGGAAGAAGCAUGAAAGUGCUCAAGCCAUCCUCAAAAUCCAUUCCCUCAGCAACCGCCCCUACCCGUUCCAUUUCUCGCACAAGAACACCCUACGAACCACCCGCAUCAGGCCAAAUUCGGCGAAAAAGCCAAGUCGAGAACGUGCCGCUGAGAUGGGAGUCCAAACGAGUUGGCUCAGAGCAUAUACCCAAGGUUCCUAGGAGUGAAAAUCCGGUGGGUGGCGCGAGUGCUUUCGCGUGGAUGAAUCCUGUAAGCAGUAAGAAGACGAGUGCGACUGCAGAAUAG